Molecule: messenger RNA, 1479 nt
Organism: Thlaspi arvense
Lineage: Eukaryota; Viridiplantae; Streptophyta; Magnoliopsida; Brassicales; Brassicaceae
Source: the annotation of a GenBank genome assembly
AGAAAAUCACGGAAACCGAUGUAGAUUCUCUAUCUCCAGAUAGUUCAUUCGAAAGAGAGAGAAAGAGAUCUUAAGAAAGCUAAAAACAUGGAGCCUUUGAAUUUUCUUUAAAUUCCCACGAUUUUUCUCACUUACGCAAGAAGAGCCGAUUUCAUCUCAGAUUUAUUUUCCCUUCAAUCUCUCCCCGUUUGAAUCACUUUUAUUUUCUCUUUUCCCCAUUAUUUUGUUUUCAGUAAUUAGAGAAGGAAAAAAAAAAACAGAGAAAAUCUCAACGAAACCAGAGCAAAAUGUGUAGUAACACAAGCAGUGGAAGCUAUGGAGGAGACUUACAAGAUGAGUACUUUGGUUCUUGUCCGAAAAAACAAAAGAAAGACAGAGUCCGACGAAGAGGACCAGGUGUCGCUGAGCUAGAGAAGAUCCGUCUAGAACUAGAACAAGAGAACAAAUCUCCGUCUCUUCCAAUUCCACAUUCUUCUUCUUCUUCUUCUUCGUUACCAAAAAUCGAUCACACUCUCUUUGCUCAUCCUCCGCCGGAAAAGACUUCCUUUUACACCGCUAAUCCCAUUUUCCGGCCACCGGCGACGGUGAGUGUUACCGGCGGAUGUGAUUAUGUAAUGAUGCCUCCAGACUUUGCUUUGCCGUUGUCGUCUUAUUUCUCCAACGGAUCUUUCCCUAAGGACUUGAUUCCUCCGGCGCCGGUUUUUCAGAGGAAGCAGCAUUCUCUACAUCACCCGACGACGAUGAAUCUCCCGAAUCCAUCUCCAGGACCAGGAGGAUUUUACCAAUUCAUAGAGCAACCUUCAAACCAAAGAUCUUGCGUCGAUAAUUUCUCUCCAUUUCCGGAGGAAGAAAAAAAGAUGGUCAGUGCGAAGAGGCCAUGGCAUUUUCUCACAGACACCACCACGAGAGAGAGCGUUGGACCAGCCAUAACAAUCUCAAGGGAAGCGAAACAGAACCGGUCGCUGGAUAUGAGAUUGAUAACUCCGGUUCAAGAUUCCGGUACAACAAUUUGCAACCCUAUCGCCAUUGAUUCACCUACGUCCAUUCGACAUGAUCACCCGAGGUUUAUCCCCUUACAGAAUGAACAACACCAACAAAGUAAAAAGCCUUUCUAUAGCUUCAUGCCCUCUGAUGAUCGGAGCAAUGGUGACCGAGAACAACGAGCAUGUGACCGAUAUGAAUCAGCCGCUGAUCUUGGAAUCGAUCUCAGCCUUAAGUUAUAGAAAUUUUUUAGCAAGAAAAAAAAAUAUCAUUAAAUUAUCAUUGUCUUUAAGUAACUUUGGAUGUAUUAAUUAACUUCCCUGCAAGCAACUCGAUUAAUCUGUGAUAUAUCGAUAUGCAGAAGAAAAAUCAAAGACUUAUUAACCAGAAGGUUUUCUUGUAACACUGAAAAGUCUUGGUAAAAACCUUUUAUUCGAGUUCUUAAAUUAAAAUACUGUUGUUGCUAACAAUAGUAUAGAGAGUGAUAAUAUACGAAGC